This is a messenger RNA of Penicillium diatomitis, 630 nucleotides long. RefSeq lists its product as uncharacterized. The record is from RefSeq and is a predicted model, not a curated record. Gene Ontology annotation, molecular function: acyltransferase activity, transferring groups other than amino-acyl groups. NCBI's taxonomy places the organism in Eukaryota, Fungi, Ascomycota, Eurotiomycetes, Eurotiales, Aspergillaceae. Bases 1 to 630 code for a protein of 209 amino acids. The transcript is spliced from 2 exons.
AUGACGCUCGAAGUCCAAGUCGCCAAGCCCAUCGAUGGCCCCCAGCUCGCGGCCGUCUUCUUCGACGCGUUCUCCCAUGAAUUUGACCGGAAAAUGCUUCCUCCUAACGAGCCAGAGGUGCGCGCGUUCAUGGAGAAGACGAUCCUCGGCGAUUCAGAGAGUUCCGAAAAGGGUGUCACGCUAAAAGUGGUCGAUCCCGCCCAUCCAGACGUGAUUGCUGGUUUCGCCAAGUGGGUGUUUCCUAUCCGUGGAUCGGAUGCCAGUCACGAUAGCCGGCCAGAUCAAAGGCCUCCUAACUGGCCAAAGGGCGCGGACCCGGACUUGUGCAAGGUGUUUUUCUCGACGAUGGAGAGAAAUCACAAGAAUGUUAUGGGGGAGCGACCACAUUACUAUCUUGACAUUUUGGGUGUUCAUCCAUCGUACCAAGGGCGUGGAUUGGCGUCUAAGCUUUUGAAAUGGGGCCUGGGGCGCGCAGAUCAAGAAGGUCUCGAAGUAUACCUUGCUGCUUCCCCCAGCGGCCGGCCGGUCUAUGAGAAGAAGGGAUUCAAGGUUGUCGGCAAUCCUUCUUCGCCAUAUCCGGGCUAUGUACAGGUUUGCAUGCUUCGUCCUGUCCAGUCGAAGAAGGAGUGA